CAAAAAAAAAAUUUGUGUAUAUUAAUGCCAACAUGAGUAGGUAUCCGUAAAUCUCAAUAGCAAAGAGAUAAAAGAAAAUAAAAGCAGAAAAUGAUUGGAUCGAACUCUGAAAAUGGACAUGAAACUACAUAUGGGUGACCAUAUGUAGUACGUCAUGAGCUAAUUAGACAAUUUGCUACAAAACUAUCUUCUUCGUAGUUACGAGAGAUUUGUAUUGCCUAGCAUCGAAAUCGCAAACUGCCAUACAAGGACCACCAAAUGUGGAUCUUGAGGUUUGUAUGUAAAAUUAGCGACGGAACGGUGAUAAAUGGGUGAGAGGGGAGCUGAGGCAUCGUCUGACUAUUUUAUUUUAUAAAUUUGCUACGAAUUUUAUAUGUAUAUAUUUUAAAUUGAGAAGAAGAUAUAAACCCUCCUGAUUUCAACCUAACUCCUCCACCACGGUGUAAAAUUUUGGUAAAAGACUCUUUUUAAUUUGACAUGAAGAGAAGAUACACACUAUAAUUUGACAUGAAUUUCUCGAGCACAUUUUGAUAUAGUACACACUAUAAAUUACAAGCAUAAUGAUUACGAAAUUUUCCACAUCUUAUUACCAAAUAUCACAUUAAGAAACCAUGGAUUGGAUAAUUUUUAGUCAUACCGUCAUCAUUACGUGGUCUGACUUCUUCUGAUAAAUAAAAUGAAAUAAACAGACCACAUGAAACACAUGCAUGCAUGUGAACCCAUACGUGUACGCCUACGUCCGAUUAGGUCAGAUCCCCCAUACUUUCUUAAUUAUUUCCAAUUAUUUUAUGUUAUUUUACGUGUAUUCCUAAGGAAAUGAGGGGAUUUCAAAAAAAAAAAAAAACAAAGAGAGAAAAUAGAUAGGAUAAAACCGGAUAACAUUGGAAAUAUAACUAAUUAAGAUAUGCUGGAAAUGAUGAAACCGAUAGAUAGCAUGCAUUGACUACACCAAUAACUAUGUUGAUAAAAGGAAAAAUUAAAACCUGCCCCAUGAGCCAUGCUGAGAAUAUUUUGUUUUAUUUUUAUUUUCUUAGUGUGAGAUUGAAAAUAGAGGAUGACAUAUACUACAAGGUUUCAUGGUUCUAAAUAAUUCUGAGUUAGUAGGAAGUCGAUGUUAUAUAAUAUUAUUUGUUAUUAUCAGAAAGAAUUAGGAAGUCGAUGUUGUAUAAUAUUAUAUGUUAUUAUCAGAAAGAACUGAUAGCAUAUAGUUACGCGAUAUGAAUUGCGAUUUAAUUAUGGCAUGUUUAUUGACGAACGAGAGAAUCGGAUCAUUUAUCAUCACAUACUUAAGAAAAGUACGACACAAUAUUUUUUAUUUCUUAAUUACCAUAUUAGUAUUUUACUAUAAAAAUAUUAUUUUGUUCAUAAUUACAUUGAUCAUUGGACAACGCCAACUAAUCCAAUUGUAUAUAUAAAACGACAAGGAUAUCAAUCAAUCAUUGUAGAAUCCGACGCAUUGGCAUGUGGGUGGUAAGUAAGUAGCAUAGAUCCUACCCUUUGCCCCUUGUAAUAAAAUCUCGAAUAUUUGUUGUGUGUAUUUCCAUGACAUUAUUUUAUGGUUUAUACCCCUAUCCUUUAAUUUCCUAAUCGACAUAUGAUCGGGAUCUAGGAACAUACUCAUCGCUUUAAUAAGAUGCAUACGAUAGUAAUUUCGGCGAAACGGAUACAUCAUAUAUGUAAAAUAAUAAUAAAAUAAUUUGAACGAAAUACGCGAGGACAAUGAAUGCUAUAGAGAAUGGUUCUGCGCUCACAGACGGACUAUUCUGAUAGAUUGAACUUUUUCAUUUAUGCUCAAACCAACGUCAACCGGGUGAAUAGCCUCUUACGAUCUCGAUCUUAAUCCAUCCUACAACACAAUCGAGUAGGAAUUGUUACAUGGGAUCAUGAUGGUGGUCUUUGCAUAUAUAGAUCUCAUACCCAAAAUGCUAGUCAUAACAUGUUCAAUCAAGAACACCGUAUCUUCUUAUACGAACAUGUGAGGUAUUUCUUACCAACUUUUUUUUUUGUUAUAAAAGUAGUAGUAAUCAAUAUCCUAACAUUACUUAAUGUACUUGCCAUCGCUCCAACCACCAGAAGUCAGAAGAUUUUAAUAGUGUAUUGAGAUCCCAUCAAUCUCAACCCAAUUUCUAGCAAAGCAUGAAACCCCACUCAAAAUUUACUAUCAACGAAAUGAUUUAGUAUAUAUUCAAAAAACAAAGGCACUCAUUAAUAUUUGUCGGGAUUAUUGGUGGUUACUUUCUUAAGAUAACUUUUAGCACAUAGGGGAACUAAACCGAAAAUGUUAAUGACGCCUUUUAAACGUCCUUUUUACCCAAAAAAAAAAAAAAUGUACUAGGAGAGAACCUUGAUCCUCAAACCUAGGGCUGGCUAUUUGGUCCCGUACUGUUUGGUUUUACCCGAAACCGGACCGUAUAACCUGGACCGGGACUGGACUGGGACCGGAUAGCAAACAAUGCAAUUUCAUAUUCGGGCUUAGAUUUGAGGUAAAAAACCGGAUAAAGACCGGAUAAGAGACCCCCAACACCUAAAAUCAAGAUAAAAUUGGGAUCGGACAGGGUCAAGACGGGACCGGAUCAAGACCGGACUGUAUCCAAUCCAAUCUUUGGUCCUUAUAUUCCCGAAAAGACCGGACUAGGACCAGAUCAAUUUGAUCAUAUUUAACCGGACCGUAUAGCCACCCCUACUCAAACCCGAAGGUGACCGCCUGAUUAAUUUACCCGAAUAAUGUAAUUAAGGACUCUUGUUAACCCACUAGAAAGGGAGAUUUCAGAUUUCACUCACCCACCCUCACAAUCAACACUCAUUAUAGAAAAGAGACAUACGUACGUCGUACAGUAAUCCUAAUAUAUAUAAAAUAUAAUGAACGCACGUACGUGGAGCAUACAUAUUGUGUAUGACACAUAUUCAAAGAUAAGGACACAUAUCGAGGUGCCAUAACUAAAUGAUGUGUGCAUUGAUUUCUCCCCCCUCUCCCUGCAAAUAAAUGGACACAGAGGGCCUCUACUGCAGCAAUCAAAUUGCCCAUUAGGUUGUUCAAAUGGUUGUCAUGGUUAUAACCAAAUUAAAUAAGGCUAAAUUCUAUUAAUCAUGGAAUACAAUAUCAUAACCAAACCGUCCAAACUAAUACAACAACCAAAUUAAUCAAACUAAAGUUUAAUCGGUUUGGUUAAUUGGUUAACCAGAUUAACCAAUAUAAAAUCACAUUAUCAUUGACGAUGAAAAUUUUCCGGUUAAUGCAACAAUUCACAAUUUAUAUAAUGAAUAAAACAUAACAAUUAACAUGUAGUUAUAUUUGACCCUUAACAAAAAUACAUGCAACUAAGACAAUUAUCUUACGAUUAGUAUAGAAGUAUUCACCUAACAAAAAUAUAUGACAAUGCUAUGAGUUAAUGAAUUGUUGUGUUUGUGUAAAUUUACUUAGUCUGUUAGCAAUUAUCAUAGGCUGGAAAUGCCCUUCCUUUCAAGUUUUCAUCCAUCAUAAUGUAUGAAAUUUAUCUAAAUUAGGCGUCCAUAUGUUGUGGUCUACACUUCACAUAUACAAAUAUACACUAUAUGAGCAAUAUUGAGCUUUAUAUUUUAUGAGUCUAAAAGGGAUGAACGUUAUCUCUUGAGUGGUUAUGCAAAGUAUUAAAUAUGUGUAUAUAAUAUAUGUUAGAUAUAUGACUAAUUACUUAACUGGUUAAUUUGGUUUGACUGGUUAGAAGUGUCUGAAACCAAACCAAACCACCUAAAUCAAACAAGCUAACAACUUUAACCAAACCAAACCAAUUAUCCAAAUUAACCAAACCAAAUUAUCCAAAUAGUACCGGUUAAAACGGUUACCACGGUAACCAAACCGUUUGAACAACCCUAUUGCCCAUAACUCCCCCGUCAAUCCACAGACAUACCAUAGCAAUCCCAGACAUUACUAUGAUUCUCCUUUUCUCCUUGCAUGCAUCUCAUUUCUUCGCUUUAUCAAAACUUCUUUGAAUAAAAAGAAAUCUAAUACGACUUUCAUUUUUCCACGAUCUUUUUCGACAAUGUUGGAUUGUUCACAUCUUUUAUGUUUACAGAAAGAAUAGUUGUCUUGUUGAUUGUUUGCUUCGACGAUAAUCGACAGGGGUCUUUUAGUGCCGUUAGGCACCUGUUUAAUUAAUUUCAUAAUUUGCUAUGAAAUUUUGUUUUGAAACGAAGUGUCCCACUGUCUUUUUUUUUUCUAUUCAGGAAAAUAAAUCCGGAAACAUAUCGGUUGUUACGGUCACUAAUGCAUGUUGUGUGGUGGUCAAAAACUAUUAACAACGGGAAAAGUGGUCCCAACUAAAUAGCUAAUGAUAUUUAUGAGAGAUUGUCAGUCGCAUAUAGUAAACACGGAUCACCUACUCACCAAACAUCAUAAUGUUAGUUUACGGGGAAAGACGGUGUACUUGAAGCAUAAACUCUUAUUUCAUUAUAAGUUUGGUGGUGAGAUUUGAAAACGAAGAUUUUGAGUUUUAAAAAUUCUUAGAUUUAUGAUGAUUUUGUUUCACAUUAUCAAAUUACAAAUGAAAUGUGAGAUUUGUAAAAUUAUGAAAUGGAUAGAUUUUGAGUUUUAAAACCCAAAUAGAUUUUAAGUUUUAAAACCCUAAUGAAAUAUUUGUUAAAUGUCAAAUCCAUUACUCAUCCCACAAGCAAAUGAUAAAGGACCAGCCUAAUUGAAGUACUGGAUGUCAGUUUAGCAUAUGGGAGAUGCGUAUAUUUGAUUUCCGCACUUCCAUUGAUUGGUGUAAUUAAAUUCUUAAGUAGCAUCCAAGGCAAUAGGGUUUAUAUGGAUUCGACUUAAUUGAUCUGUAUGAUUUUUCGGUUAUUACACGAGCUUGAAGAGUUAUUGCUUUUUUUCUUAAAAUUUCAAGUGUAAGCAACAUUUUAGAUCCUUGAUUUUAUAUUUUGCCCAGUUUGAUUGAGUUAUAAUAUACAGAAGAAAGCAUCAGUAAAUUUCCAGAGUUCGGGUGUGUAUAUGAUACAUUCAAUCUCAUAAUUAUAAAUUUAAUCAUCUAAUCUGUCACAAAAAAAUACAUUAAUGUUCAACUAGAUAAUGAUGUACAACGAGAACUAUUAAUUUGCAUAAAUUUCUUUAUGAUUUGCAGUAAUUUUAACAUUUUUAAGACUCGUUAUAGAUUUCAGAUAUUCAUCCUAUGAUCAAUAUAAAGACAAGUUCACGAGUAAAGUACAUCGUACUAAAGCUAUAUUAUUAUUAAGCAAAUGUCAUCAGUUAAAAUUUCAAAUUUGAUGAUUAAUCCAGUUUUAAACAUGCCCAUAAUUAAAAUUUUCCAUUCUUGGAUACGCUUUUUGUUCAUUUUGUCAUCAUGUCAUUCUUUCGUCAUACCAAAAGAUCUAAGAUCUUCAUUUAUGUAUGUGUUAAGAGUUUGAAGUAUGCCACACCAUGCCACACUUUGAAAAUAGAAUGUUACUAUAUGCUCCAAAUUUGUGUUACGGUAUAAAAUUCAAUUCGUUCUCCAAUUUUCAACGAUUUCGAUUAAAUUAACGAUUUCGAUUUAAAAAAAAACAGUAUUUAUUUAGGACGAUUUCUCAAUGCUUUAAUAGUUUACAAAUUACAACCGACUGAUGUAUGACUCUAGGCUAUUUUUACAUUAUGUUUAUUGUUCCAUUAUUAUACAUUUCAUUCUGCCCUACCUAACCGAUUAUUGAAUACAAGUUCUCAAUUUUAUCUCCAAUAGUCCCCGUUCAAUUUUUCACGUGCAAAUUAGCCCAAUACAAUCUUCCACAUUUCCCCUACCAUUAUAAAACCAGAGCUUCACCUCCACCAAAAUCUGCAACUCACUCACUCUUUCUCACCAACACAAGUGAGAUCCUCAAAAGCAAAAAUGCAGAGCCUUCACCAAUCCACCGGCCUGCUCAACCCGUCGACGGCGACGGAGAAGCCGUUCCUCAACGGCACUGGCGCCGGCAUCGCCUCCCUCGCCACGAGGCCGUCGUCCACCAAGUUCUCCAAAGUCGUCAAGGGAACCAACCCGGUCAACCCGGGUCGGGUCCGGCAAUCCGGGUCGGCCGUGAAGGCGAUCCUCGGCGGGUUGGGGGCGCUCAACCCGCUCGCCGCCGUGAAGGUGAAGGCCGUCGUCACCGUGAAGCAGACCGUCGGCGGGUUUCUGGCCGACACCGUGCUGGUGCCCAACACUGUUGCUGACCUGCUGGGGACUUCCAUGAUCUUGGAGCUCAUUCCCGCCGAGCUUGAUCCCAAGACGGGAAAGCCGAAGCCGACGGUGAGCUCGUUGGCUAGCUUCGCCGGGAUAAAUGGCACGGAGAUCAAGUACCAAGCAUCGUUCGGCUUGUCGGCCGAUUUCGGUACGGUCGGAGCGGUUCGAAUUGACAAUUUGCACAUCAGGGAGAUGUUCCUCAAGGAAAUCGUCCUUGAAGGCUUCGCCACCGGCUCCGUCAACAUCGAGUGCGAGUCCUGGGUUCCGGCCAAGAUCUCCGGCAAGCCCAAAAGGGUCUUCUUCUCUACCAAGUCGUACUUGCCAUCUGAUACGCCAACGGGGUUGAAGAAGCUGCGAACUGAUGAGCUCGUGGUUCUGCGAGGGAGUGGCCAAGGUGAGCGCAAGAAAGGCGACAGGAUAUACGACUACGACGUCUACAAUGAUCUCGGCGACGCAAGACCUGUAUUGGGUGGUAAAGAGAACCCUUACCCCAGGCGAUGCAGAACAGGACGACCACGAUCAUCCAAAAAUCCAGAAGACGAGACGAGGGCGCUUUACUUUUAUGUGCCUCGUGAUGAGGAGUUCUCAGAGAUUAAGACUGCACAGUUUGGGGUGAAGACGUUGUACUCGGCUUUGCACGCCUUGGUGCCAACUCUGGAGACCAUACUCAUCGACCCUAAGCUUGGGUUCCCACACUUCACAGCCGUGAACAACUUGUUCGACCAAGGGCUCAACUUGCCUCCCUAUUCGCAGACAAAUCUUGUAUCUUUCUUGCCAACGCUCAUCAGGAACUCAGCUGAAGCUAGCAAUGAUGUGUUGCAGUUUGAGGUCCCUCCAACAAUGGACAGAAACAGCUUUUUCUGGUUCACUGAUGAGGAAUUUGCUAGGCAGACACUUGCUGGUGUCAACCCAUGCACCAUACAGUUGAUCAAGGAGUGGCCUAUUAUGGGUACCCUGGACCCUGCCGUCUAUGGACCUCAAGAGUCUGGAAUCACUAAAGAACUCAUUGAGAAAGAAAUCAGAGGCUAUACAACACUGGAUGAUGCCAUCCAACAAAAGAAGCUAUUCAUGCUCGACUACCAUGAUGUCUUGUUGCCAUUUGUGGGAAAAACCAGAGAGCUCGACAACACGACAUUAUAUGGGUCACGAACUGUAUUCUACCUCUGCCCAGCUGGCACAUUGAGGCCUCUAGCAAUCGAACUCACUCGGCCACCACUCGACGGAAAGCCACAAUGGAAGAAAGUGUAUGUUCCGAACUAUUCCUCUGCUACAGAUGUCUGGCUGUGGAGGUUCGCCAAAGCUCAUGUCCUGUCCCACGACUCUGCCUAUCAUCAGCUCAUCAGUCACUGGCUGAGAACCCAUUGCUGCACAGAGCCUUACAUAAUUGCAGCGAAACGCCAGCUCAGCGCGAUGCACCCAGUCCACCGGCUCUUGCUCCCUCACUUCCGAUACACGAUGGAGAUCAACGCGCUGGCACGACAAGCUCUGAUCAAUGCUGGUGGAGUCAUUGAGUCGACUUUCGCCCCUCUCAAGUACUGCAUGCAGGCUAGCUCCGCCAUCUAUGGCCAAUCUUGGCGUUUCGAUAAGGAAGGACUUCCUCAUGAUCUGAUUAACCGUGGACUGGCUGUGGAAGACCCAUCUGCACCACAUGGUGUGAAGCUAACAAUUGAAGAUUACCCGUACGCCAACGACGGCCUCCUCAUCUGGGACUCCAUCAAGACAUGGGUGACCGACUACGUCAACCAAUACUACCCAGACUCCCAAUCCGUCUCCUCCGACGCAGAGCUCCAAGCAUGGUGGUCCGAAGUCCGCAACCAGGGACACGAGGACAAGAAAGACGAGCCAUGGUGGCCGACCAUCUCCACCCAACAGGACCUCGUCGAGGUCUGCACCACCAUCAUCUGGGUCGUCUCGGGCCACCACGCAGCGGUUAACUUCGGGCAGUACGCGUUCGGAGGUUACUUCCCGAACCAGCCGACCACCGCCAGGGUGAAAAUGCCCGACGAGGACCCGACCGAGGACGAGUGGAAGCUGUUCAUCGAGAAGCCCGAGCAGGCGCUUCUCGCCACCCUGCCGUCCCAGAUUCAGGCUACCAAGGUGAUGACCGUGCUCGACGUGCUGUCGGCUCAUGCCCCCGACGAGGAGUACCUCGGUGGGCCGAUCGAGCCUGCGUGGCGCGAUGAUCCGAACGUGAAGGCUGCUUUCGAGAAGUUCAAUGGCAGGCAGAAGGAGAUCGAGGGGGAGAUCGACGCGAGGAAUGCGGAUUCGUCGAGGAAGAACAGGAGUGGAGCUGGGGUCUAUCCUUAUGAGCUGCUGAAGCCGUUCUCGGAGAGUGGAGUUACUGGUAAGGGAGUUCCGUAUAGCAUUUCCAUUUAGGAAUGGUGGUUGUGUUCUUUUGCUGUGCUUGGGGGAGUUGCAUGAGAAUAAGAAGACUUGGAAAUGGGUCCAUUGGGUUGGGUUUUGGUUUGUUUCGGUUUGGAAAGCCUUUGGUUAACAAGGUUUUCUGUUUUCAUUUACCUAAAUAAUAAGAGUAUUAACGACUC
Linum trigynum is the source of this 8713-nucleotide messenger RNA. The record is from the annotation of a GenBank genome assembly. NCBI's taxonomy places the organism in Eukaryota, Viridiplantae, Streptophyta, Magnoliopsida, Malpighiales, Linaceae.